Molecule: messenger RNA, 3237 nt
Organism: Eremothecium sinecaudum
Lineage: Eukaryota; Fungi; Ascomycota; Saccharomycetes; Saccharomycetales; Saccharomycetaceae
Product: LicD family protein
Exons: 1
Coding region: 1-3237 (1078 amino acids)
Source: RefSeq, a predicted model, not a curated record
AUGGUCCAUAAAGCUAUGCUGCACAGGACAUAUAGGGCGCUUAUGUGCCCAAAAGUGCUGACGGCCUUGUCGCUGCUGACUCUGACACUGCUGACCAUCCGGGCGUACUUCCACCUGCUUCAGUUCGACUACCAGCUUGUGUCACGUGACUUUGGCAAGUUGAAGUCGAGAGUAACGAGUGUGUUGAGCUCAAGCAGUGUUCGAAGCGAUCGGCCGGGUCUGUCUGACGAUAUGGGGUUGAUCAUAGACAGUCCGAAAGAUUACAGGAGGUCGCGGUUUUCGUUGGAGUACCGUGGAUAUACGGAUGCAUUUCCGAGCGAUAUCACGUACUGGUCAUGGAGGUUUGACACGACUCUGCGGUACUGGAUAGGAUACAGUUUGAUGAAGGAUUUGCUAUUCCGAGCAUCUAGGAAAAUCUCGAAUUUAGCGGAGCUUUUCGGGGAGGAAAAUAAUGAAGGCCAGAUUCUGAAGACCUAUGACUACGAUCCUAGACUAAGUACUACGGUUUACUACGGCUAUAUUUCUUCACGCUUGAGCGACGGCGCGAAGCUUGAAGACAUUGCUGUUCCGUUUAGUUGGUAUGAUUGGGUCGAUAUGUCGAUUUUGAAUGAAUUUAUUGAGUUGCCACUGUCUAAGAAGCCUACUAGCGGCUGGGUUGUUAAUAAGUUUCUGCCAGUGGAACAACUACUCGAAUUUGAAAGUGCAUUUGGUCAUGAAUUAUUCACUUAUGACCGUGAACACGCAUUAUCGCAGGACUAUUUUAUAUCUAACACCAAACUUUUGCAUGGUGAUACAGGGACUGUGAGCGAAAGUAACCUGAAGAAAGGCGCUAUAUGUGUUGACAGCAAGAGUCCGUUUAUGCCUGGAUUUGAAUGCAGUGCAGUUUACGAAGAAGCUCGGCCCGAGGUAUGGAGAUUUCAGACGCGGUCAAAGUUGUACUCUUAUGGACCUAAACCUAUUUCGAUGGUUUUUUUAAAUAAGGAAGGGCCAGCUCUGCAGGUUUCGAUUUCCGAUGAUCCGCUAAUAAGUAGUAAUAACAAGAAGCCUGCAAAUCUGCUUUUCAACGGUAUGUUAGAGGAGCAUUUAAAGAAGAAUGUUCAGAAAUAUCCCAAGCUGCCAAAAAAAGACCUAUUUUUUGACAAUAUAAGAGAAUUUGAGGAAUUACUCAAAGAAGCAAGCUCUGCUGGUGUGGAUCUAACUGAUAUGGAGUUACCGUUUUACAAGAAUCUAACGGGUGACAUGUUUGAAUUCGAUGCUGUAAAGAGAUUAGAGGAACUGAAGGCAACCCCUAACUUAAGUGAGCAACAAAAGCACUACAUGGAGUCCUUGGAGUAUUCAUUGAACACGCAUUAUGCAUACUUGGAUAAAUUCUUUAAAGAGGCCGGUAAUUGUCGUGACUAUGUUCACCUCGGUCAUCAUUUUGAUGCGAAAUUUUUCAACGGUGCCAUAGAACCACAUGAAGUGCGCUCAGCUUUGGAUGCAAUGGUGCGAGCGUGGCUUGCCUUUACGAAUAAUAACAAUGUGACUUCAUGGCUGUCACACGGAACCCUUUACGCCUGGAUGUACAAUGGUAUGGCUUUCCCAUGGGACGGUGACCAUGAUAUGCAAAUGCCCAUUGCGGAGUUAAACAGGCUUGCCGAACACUACAAUCAGUCCAUAAUUGUUGAGGAUCCGCGCGUUGGUAAUGGACGGUAUUUCCUGGAUGUGACCUCAUCAAUAACUAGUCGUAUCCAUGGUAAUAAUAAGAAUAAUAUUGAUGCGAGAUUUAUUGACGUCAAUACUGGGCUAUAUAUUGACAUUACGGGACUAAGCGUUAAUAACGAGGGUGUAAAAGAUCGGCUAGCCUGGUUAGUGCAUAAGUUUAGAGUUGAACAUGAAAAAGAUGCAGUUAAGUUCAAAGAUCCUAACGCCAUAGCGAAUGUUAAUGAUAUGCCUCCUCUGGCACUAAUAGAUAUUGAAAAGGCAAAGAAUGGUGGGAAAAUAUCAGAAGAUCGUCUCAAGUAUCUGAAGAAUUUGGAUAAGGAUAUUUACGAAGCUGGAGGGAAUUUUAAACAUAUUCCAGCUGAAGACCGGUACAGCAUUAAUAAACAUAUUCAAGUUUACACUUGUAGGAACAAACAUUCGACCGCAUUAUGGGAAUUGGCUCCCUUGCGAUUAACAUAUUUCCACGGAGCUCAAGCUUAUGUUCCUAAUUUAAUCUUAAAGCUAUUGAGGGCUGAGUACGCCGUUAAGGAUGGUUACAUUUUUGCCGAGUAUAAAGAUCAUAAGUUUCUACCGGCUAUAAGAUCCUGGAUUACGGAUAAAGAUGUUAGUGUAGCACUCAAUUCUGACGGGAAAUCAGUAUUUGCUGAUUACAAGAUUCCCGCAUCACGUAUCUCAGUAAUGCCUAAAAAUGAUUUAGACAAAUUCAUGCACAAUUUUGCCUCUGACCCGAGGUUGUUGGACUCAUUUGCUACAUUGUGGAACUCUUACGAUAUCACACGUUUCAGGAAAAAGGAAAUUGAGUUGACUUAUGAACGGUUACAACCUUUGGUGAGUGAUAAACGCCUUGAGUUCUUCUUACAAGGACCGAUGCUUAAUCCAAUUUAUAAAGACUCAUUUCAGUGGAAAAUGGAAACUCAGAUUUUUAAAGACAUAGUGGACAGAAACGCUUUGAGUUUCGGUUUAGGUGACGUUUUCGCAUGGAACAGACGUCUGGCACAGUGGAUGUUAGAAGAGAAUGAGGCAGCUGAUGAAAAGCAAUCUAAGUGGUACAUGCAAGACGACCGUUGGCGAGACCACAGAAUAGACUACAGUAAGAUGGGACGCUUCUUUUAUUCUACUGGAGACCUAAAUGACAAUGAUAUCUUCCGCGGCGAUCCCGUUCCAAAAGGAACUAGCUUAAAUAGGAUGUAUCACAUGCAUGAAGAGAAUAGGUUCAGAACGAUAGUUGAAGCUGAGAAGAAGAAGUCAGAGGAACACCAACGUCUGCGGAAUGAAGCAAUUAAGAAAGAAGAGGAACGGCUCAAGAAUGAAGAGGAACGGCUCAAGAAUGAAGCCAUGAAGAAAGAAGAAGAAAGGCUCAAGAAAGAACAGGAACGGCUCCAGAACGAAGCAAUAAAGAAAGAACAAGAAAGGCUUAAGAAUGAAGAGGAACGACUCAAGAAUGAAGCGAUGAAGAAAGAAGAAGAAAGGCUCAAGAAAGAACAGGAACGGCUCCAGAACGAAGCAAUAAAGAAGGAGCAGGAAGGACAUUGA